AUGUGUUUGUAAACACAGCACUUAAUUAAAAUGAAAUCUGUACGUAAAGAUAUGUAAUUUGUGGAAGAUGGUGAAGCUGUUGUAUUACCUGAUUCUGAUAUUAUGUUGGACGACUCGUAUUAAUACAUUUUCAGGAGAGACAUUAACUUAUAGUGAUCCUUUGCUCUGCAAUGAAAAUGAAUAUUUUAACAGCGUCCUGCUGAAGUGCCUGCCCUGCGACAGUAGCAGACACUUAGUACGGGAAGAAAACGGUUUGACUUGCGCAUGCACCGCAAGAGCAAGAAUCGUCCCCUCCGAAUUCGCAGAUUUUCCAAAAUGCGAGUUAUGUGGCGAGAAUGAACUGCCAUCAACAGACCGAACUGCGUGUUUGCCAUGCAGAGACCGCACAUCUAAGGAGAAUAAUGUAACCAACUGUGAACCAUGUUUACCGGGCCAUGUACGAGUGGAGAGGGAACUGAAUGGAAACUAUUCUGACUUGCACUGCGUUAAAUGUGCAAAAGGCACAGUUCCUUCAGUGAGUGGUAAAAAUUGUGUCCCCUGCUCGAACAAACCAUCUGUACUGGGACAGAGGCCUUGCAAUUGUACUGGAAAGAACUGGCACCUUAGUGGUGAUAUGUGCAUUCCAAGUUCGUUGUUUCUCGAUUGGCCAGAGGAAGAAAGUGUGUUCACUGUGCGGUAUGCUUCUGAUAACAAAGUAGUGUCCAGUUAUAUAAAAAUGAACCUACAUAGAGCUGUCUACCUCUGCAAGCUACACAAUGUUUCUUCAUGUCAGAUGUUAGCUAAUAUGUGUGCAAUGCUGCUGUAUGAUAAUAAUUACAAAGGCAGUCCAUGUAAGCUUUUUGAAGAUCGAAAGCUUGAACAUGAGUGGAAGGAUAAUGUUAUGCCAUGGCUGCUUUAUGGAGAGGGUGAUGCACCAGCUGUGCUUUUCAGAAAGAAAAUUUCUGCUGAAUUUAAUCUCCAACCAAAUACAGAAAGAAACACUAUAAAUCUGACUGCAGUACGAUUCACUCCAGAUGGAUGGCUAAAGGAGAUUUCUAAAGCAAAAGGCAACUUUUUGCAGCUGUGUCCUACUGUUUCUGGGGAUACAAGCUCGCUUUUUCAGUUUGGAGCUCGAUAUCACCAUUCUUGCACAAUGCAUGUCAGUGAAAUGGUGGCACACAGAGACACAGAGUUCGUAGAGUUAUAUUUGCAGUAUUGGACUGAGGGUGAAUCUGUGCUCUAUCCUAUCCCUGUGCUAAUUCUUAAUAUGAAAGCAAGAAAUGCUAACAACAAGGCUGCAGAUAGUUCUCAGUGGCUGCUGGUUCGACGAUUUUAUUUUAUUGAUAAAAUAAGUGGCAUUGGUAUAAAUGUACGAGAGAAGUCCCAGCUGUUCAGUGAGGUACCAUCGGUGAUAAGAUAUGUGAAGUUCUGUAAAUUAAGAGUGAAGCUGCAGGGUUCUGAAGGAGGAGGCCGAAUAUAUCCCCCUUUGCUUGUAAUUGACUAUGGGGAAAUAACGGAAGAGGAGAUAAAGAAAGAUAUCAAAGUGUCUGUCUCCUUCAUGAUUGAAUAUGAAAUGGAUAGUAGGUUUGCACAUAGUGUGGAGGUUGCAGUUGGUAUUUUGUCAGCCCUAGCCAUAGUUUGGUCAGGUAUAGAGACUUGGAGUUAUUCUCGCAGAUCAGGACGUGUGGGUAUUGACCUCCUCUCUCUGGUGCAGCUUGCUCUUUUUUCCUGUGGGAAUUUGGCAAAUGUUUUUUUCUUAGUUGCUGCUUCUGCUAGCGUGUAUACAUUUGUAUUUUACAAGGGACAGAGUGUUGUUCAAGUUCUGUUACCAGCUCCAGCUCAUGAAGAUCUUAUUAAAAAUUAUAUGAUCAGUUCCCUUGUGCUGAAGGUUGCUGAAAUAACCCAUUUAAUUGGAAAACAGAUAUCAGUGGAUAUUUUCUUGAUUGACUGGGAGCGUCCAAGAGCCAGAAGUACUGUAUGGCACAGAAACAAAAAGUCUGAUGCAGAAAAUUCAGAGCAGCCAGUUAGUGUGUGGAGGACUUACUUCAUUGCAAAUGAAUGGAAUGAGAUACAGACAAAGAGAAAGACAAGUCUGGUUUUUCAGCUGUCAGUAACAUUACUUUUUCUCAAGGUAAUUGGUCUGGAGAAUUGGGCUCUGAGUAACCCAAACUUGCACUCAAGCAUAUUAGAAUCGACGAUGGGAAAUCCACCAUGUGUUAUGUUUCGAUUUGCUAUAGGAGUGACAGUCUACUUGGUGAUUUAUGUGUUGCAGUGGUUAUUUGCCACAACAAUCUAUGAAAGAUACAUCAAGAAUGCAGUUCAAGAAUUUGUGGAUCUCUGUUCUAUGGCUAACAUAAGUGUCUUCAUUCUUGCUUCAGAGAAUUAUGGCUUCUAUGUGCAUGGAAGGUCACCACAUGGAUUUGCUGAUACAGACAUGUAUUGUAUGAUUAACCACCUGCAACGGGAAGAGGAGGAUCUCUGUAGUCGUCGAGGGUUGCUACCAGGAACAGACCAACAGACUUUUCAAAUGACUGUACCUCCUCAGCUAAGAGCAUAUUACAACAAAGUAAUGUCUACUGUGUCACCUGUAAUACAACCCAACAAACGGUUAUCUGCUGCUGCUGCUGGUCUUCGGACAAAAAUGCCAAUUGGAAACACUGAAAGAAUUCUACAAGCUUAUCAAAAUCUGAACAAAUUUUUAUCAGCAUUUUUAGAUCAUGCUUUGAAAGACUUAGACUAUGAAAUCAGAGACAAAUUGUUUGUGGAGGCCCUGCUGGACAUAGAAUUUGCAGAGAAUUCUGACAAAGGAGUCCUGUAUACUGAUAAUGGACACUCAUUUGACAGACUGUUAUUCAGUGGGUAUGAAUUCACAUUGGCUGGGUUUGAACUCAUAAUAUUCUCCUCCAUGGAUUUAUUGUGCCAAGAUUUUCUGCUGUCUGCAGUUAUUACUAUUUGUAUUGUACAGGUAGUAAUUAUAAUCAGAACUACUGGAGGAAGAAGGAAUUUAACAAGGAAAACAUUGAUAGAUGAUAGGUUUCUUAUCUGAAUAGAUAAUGUCUGAUGUGUGAUACAGAAAACAUGUGUAUUUAAUAUCUGUAUUUCAGUAUUAGUUGUAUAAUAUUUAAGGAAGGAUGCCCUCAUUUAUUUUUGUAAAGAAUGUAACAUAGUAUAUUUGUAUUCCUUUUUGUGUUUAGUAAGA
Messenger RNA from Schistocerca serialis cubense, 3178 nucleotides. RefSeq names its product meckelin. NCBI's taxonomy places the organism in Eukaryota, Metazoa, Arthropoda, Insecta, Orthoptera, Acrididae. Gene Ontology annotation, cellular component: MKS complex; ciliary transition zone. The transcript has 16 exons. Bases 68 to 3025 code for a protein of 985 amino acids. The record is from RefSeq and is a predicted model, not a curated record. Gene Ontology annotation, biological process: cilium assembly.